UCUGCUGUCAUCAGGAUUCAAAUAAGAAAUAAAGACUGAACAAAUCUUCUGUUAAAAUGGUUUAAUAACCUCUGUGGACGACCUAUAGGAGCAGAGCGAUGUAGUGAAAACUGUGGACCCCUACAGGCCAGCAGUAGGAAUUACACAGAUAUGAUGAAGCUUAUUUCCUGUGAUAAGAGACACGUAACUGACAUCUUCAAACUUUCAGUGUGAUCUAGUUAUAGGCUACAAAUCAGAUUUAUUUUCUGACACGCUCUUCACUGUUUCCUCCUGAUCGUCUUCUGUUUAGGCAAACUGCCCAAAAACUGCGACCCCAAAGCGACUCCUGACCCGGAGAGGUGGCUGCCCAUGAGGGAGCGUUCAUACUACAGAGGCAAGAAGAAGGGAAAGAAGAAGGAGCAGAUCGGGAAAGGCACACAGGGAGCGACAGCCGGAGCGUCAGCCGAGCUGGAUGCGAGUAAGACAGCCAGCAGUCCUCCUACCUCCCCAAGACCGGGGUCAGCAUCCGGCUCCACUACAGCACCGGCCAGCAACGUGGUCCCCCCAAGACAGCAGAAACCUGCAGCCUCGGGGGCUACGCGCAAGAAGGCACCACAGAAGAAGAAGAAGGGAGGGAAAGGAGGCUGGUAGUCGGAGGGGAGAGGGGCCGAGGGAUCCACUGUCUGUGGAUGAGACAAACAAGCAAAUCAUAAGCUUUUCUCUUUUUUCAAGUUUUCAUUUGAAUGUUUUUACUUUUGGCCGUUUGUUUAAAAUGAUGUGAAACCAAAAUCUCCCCUUUUCUUCCUCUUUCUCAUUUAUUGGUAAUGUUUUUAAUUAAAGGACAGAGGAGGAAGAGUUCCACUUUAAUGAACUUUGUGUCGCUCUGCAUAAGGUGGUUCAAAGAUGUUUCUGUUUUAACUGGUGAUGUUUUGAAGUCUCAGUAAAAUGAAACUAAACAAACUUUAGAAAAAGAAAGUAGAUAUUUCUUCAUAUGAGGUCGGGAUGAGGGAUAACAGUUUUCUCUCUGUACUGUUUGUUGUUUAGUAUUUCUGAUACUAGAACUCCUUUAAACUGCUUUUGCAGGGUUACUUAGAGUUCAUCUUUGGGGGGGGGGAUUGUCCUGUCCUGGGUCUGAGUAUCAUGACAUCGUUUUUUUGCAUCACGUUUCCUUAAAUUGUCCCUUUUACUUUAAUUGAGCUGCAAACAUUCAACGUUUAAGAGGUAUUUAUUUUAAACUCCCCGUGUUGGUCUGAAUUCAAGCUGAAUCAUUUUUAAUUCUUUAAAUUUGUCAGGUGCAUGUGUCAGGAAGAAAGAAAAAAGACAAAGAGAUGAAAGAGGUUUCCCGUUUUGUUAAAGUCUUAAUAAAACUCUGAGCAGCAGAAACAUGA
Molecule: messenger RNA, 1367 nt
Organism: Labrus bergylta (ballan wrasse)
Lineage: Eukaryota; Metazoa; Chordata; Actinopteri; Labriformes; Labridae
Source: RefSeq, a predicted model, not a curated record